AUCUUAGCUAUAAAAUUUAAACCACCUUUUUCUGAAACUCGUCGCCGUACAGGAGAUAAUUAUAUUCAUCAUGAAAUUUAUGAAAUUAUUGAAACUAAUACUUUUUGGGAUCAAAUUAAAGAUUUAGUUAAAAUUCUUACACCAUAUUGCAAGUUACUUAAUAUGUUUCAACAAAAUAAAGCUCAUUUAUUUGAAGUUACUUUUACAACACAAUUAAUUAGAAGACUUGAACGACGUUGGAAUGAAUGGGAACAGCCAAUUUUAUUAUUAUCAUUAUUCUAUUUUUGGAAAUUGGCUAAAUUAUUAUUAUCAUGCAUGGGCAGGCCAAGACCAAAAUGUAUUCUUAGUGAAUUUAAUAAUUUUUGUUUAAAAAAUUCUCCUUUUGAUGAUAAAACUUAUCAACAGUUUGAAGAUGAAGAUGUUUUAUCUUAUUGGUGUUAUGUCAAAGAUGCAACUAAUGAAUUAGGACUUGUGGCGUAUAGAAUUUUCAGUAUUUGUGUUAAUGCUGCUUCAGUAGAACGAUUGUGGAGCU
Molecule: messenger RNA, 532 nt
Organism: Cetraspora pellucida
Lineage: Eukaryota; Fungi; Glomeromycota; Glomeromycetes; Diversisporales; Gigasporaceae
Source: the annotation of a GenBank genome assembly